This is a messenger RNA of Melanotaenia boesemani (Boeseman's rainbowfish), 1741 nucleotides long. It is a transcript of the gene coq6, whose product is annotated as coenzyme Q6 monooxygenase. The record is from RefSeq and is a predicted model, not a curated record. Bases 191 to 1639 code for a protein of 482 amino acids. Gene Ontology annotation, molecular function: oxidoreductase activity, acting on paired donors, with incorporation or reduction of molecular oxygen, NAD(P)H as one donor, and incorporation of one atom of oxygen; FAD binding; 2-octaprenyl-6-methoxyphenol hydroxylase activity. Lineage: Eukaryota; Metazoa; Chordata; Actinopteri; Atheriniformes; Melanotaeniidae. The transcript has 12 exons. Gene Ontology annotation, biological process: ubiquinone biosynthetic process. Gene Ontology annotation, cellular component: mitochondrion.
CUCUGAAGCGCUUGCUUGUCAACACAACAUGGCUGGAUUACUGAAGGGACACAGCUGCUCUUAUUAGGACACAUUCAAGGGGAAGCUGUCUGUUAAUUUUAUUGUUGGAGUAUUCCGACUCCGAAGCUGGACUGUUUUCAUGUUUAAACGCAGUGCUUGUCACAUGUGAAGACAGACUGAAGACAAAACCAUGCACAAACUCACAAAAGCGCCGUUGGCCUUAAAUGGACUUGGGCGGUAUUUAAUAACAGAAAAGCACCUACCUGCUGUAAAUACCAUCAAGAGAAGAAACGUGUGUACAGAACAGGGGGACGAUUUUGGCAAGAAUGACGUUUAUGAUGUUAUUAUAUCCGGGGGAGGUAUGGUUGGAUCUGCUAUGGCAUGUUCCCUAGGUAUGGAUCCCAACUUGGCAGGGAGGAAGAUUCUGCUUCUUGAAGCUGGCAACAAGAAAGUUAUUGACAAGGUUCCGGACACCUACAGCACCAGAGUCAGCUCCAUCAGUCCAGGAUCUGCUACCCUCCUUAGUGGAAUUGGAGCAUGGGAGCACAUUACACAAAUGAGAUGCAAGCCAUACAAAAGGAUGCAGGUUUGGGAUGCCUGCUCAGAUGCUCUGAUCACGUUCGAUAAGGAGAACCUGCAGGAUGAGAUGGCAUACAUCGUGGAGAACGACAUCGUUGUGGCUGCAAUCACUAAACAGCUCGACACACUGUCUGAUAAUGUGCAGGUAAAGUACAGAUCUAAGGUGGUGAAAUACACGUGGCCCAUGCCGCACCAUGCAGCAGAUGCCAUUCCAUGGGUACGGGUCACUUUGGCAAAUGGGGAGAUUCUUCAGGCGAAGCUUCUGAUUGGUGCUGAUGGGCCAAACUCAAUGGUAAGGCAGGAAUUAGGAAUUCCCAUGGUCAAGUGGAAUUAUGAUCAGUCUGCUGUGGUUGCAGUGUUGCACUUAUCAGAGCCCACAGAAAACAAUGUCGCAUGGCAGAGGUUCCUCCCAACAGGCCCCAUUGCAAUGCUACCGCUGUCGGACACUAAGAGUUCUCUGGUGUGGUCAACCAGUCAUCGGCUUGCAGAGGAGUUGCUGGAGCUGGACGAGGAGAGCUUUGUUGACGCCAUCAACUCGGCCUUCUGGAGUAAUGAGAACCAAUCAGACCUAAUUGAGACAGCUGGUUCUCUGUUUCGGGGCGCACUGUCAGCCAUCAUGCCGUCUGUAGGUUCACCUCGACAGCUUCCACCAAGUGUGGCAGGGAUUGGCCCAAAGAGCAGGGUCAUGUUUCCACUGGGUAUGGGUCACGCAUCUGAGUACACCAGGCACAGAGUGGCACUCAUCGGGGAUGCAGCUCAUCGUGUUCAUCCACUGGCAGGUCAGGGAGCCAACCUGGGAUUUGGGGAUGUGGCUUCCCUCACGCAGCUCCUGAGCCAGGCGGCCUUUAACGGGAAGGACCUGGGAGCAAUACAGCACUUGUUAGAAUAUGAGACUGAACGUCAGCGACACAAUCUGCCCAUGAUGGCUGCCAUUGACCUCAUGAAACGGCUGUAUUCCACCAACGCUGCUCCUGUGGUUGUCCUACGCACCUUCGGUCUGCAGGCCACCAACAUGCUGCCAGCGUUAAAAGAGCAGAUCAUGGCAUAUGCAAGCAAGUGAAGCAUUCUACGGGGAAGUUCUUGUUUGUGGAUCUCUGUUGACUUUGAGCUUUAAAAGCUGCAAAGAUUUUCAGUGUAAAAAAUAAAACUAAGUUUAUUUUAA